UUCAAAUAAAAUGGCAAAACUGCAAUUUUUUUGAUUUGAAAUCGACAUCAUUUUAGAUAUAAAAUGUGCUUUAUACGAUCAUUUCCCGAUUAAUAGUGUGCACAUUAACUGUCAGACUUACUGACUAUUAGUUACCAUUACAAAAAAGUCUGCAAUGUCACAUCAGCGCAAGCGCACAUCUCGCAACCUUGCGAUCAAUGCCGCGCGUCCGUUUAGUCUAUUCUUCUUGCAGUCUUUGGCAGAAUCUGUCACCGCAAACAUGUCCAGUAUACGCGAUAAGUCCGCUAGAUCACGUAAUUCCAAUUAUCAGCAAGACAUUCGAUAUGUUUUCAAGUUGAAUAACUGGAUUAUGGGAUCGCUCGGUAUUUGGCCAAUCGCGAUACGAGGCAUUGGAAAACACAUGUCCAAGAUUGCAAUCGCUAUCUUUAAUUUCGCGUUGAGCUUCGCGAUAGUGCCUUGCGCUUUGCAUAUCAUUUAUGAUCAAAAGAAUAUCAACGUAAGGCUGCGCUUAAGUGGUCUUCUAGCAUUCUGUCUCACAGCAAUGACAAAAUACUGCAUCUUCAUGAUACAUCGUCCUAAGAUACAUGCUUGCAUCGAAUACGUGAAGAAUGAUUGGUGGCAGUUACUAGCAACACUGUGA
Molecule: messenger RNA, 640 nt
Organism: Acromyrmex echinatior (Panamanian leafcutter ant)
Lineage: Eukaryota; Metazoa; Arthropoda; Insecta; Hymenoptera; Formicidae
Product: odorant receptor 4-like
Biological process (GO): sensory perception of smell; detection of chemical stimulus involved in sensory perception of smell
Cellular component (GO): plasma membrane
Molecular function (GO): odorant binding; olfactory receptor activity
Source: RefSeq, a predicted model, not a curated record